This is a messenger RNA of Malaya genurostris, 1959 nucleotides long. RefSeq names its product inactive hydroxysteroid dehydrogenase-like protein 1. Gene Ontology annotation, cellular component: endoplasmic reticulum. The transcript is spliced from 4 exons. Bases 1 to 996 code for a protein of 331 amino acids. Lineage: Eukaryota; Metazoa; Arthropoda; Insecta; Diptera; Culicidae. Gene Ontology annotation, molecular function: oxidoreductase activity. The record is from RefSeq and is a predicted model, not a curated record.
AUGUGGCAUGUGAUCAGUAACAAUCGGGUUACGAUGGAAUUCGCAAGUUGCUCCGGAAGUAACACAUCUACAUUCCUCUCAUUUAUUGGGAUCUUCGCACUGACGCUGUGGAGCUAUGAUACCUUCAAAUCGUUGUUUGGAAUUGUCUGGGGUUUCUGCAAGCAAUUUUUCAACGAGGAAAACUUCGCUGUUCGGUAUGGACAGUGGGCUGUGAUAAGUGGGGGUUCCGAUGGGAUUGGCCGUCAGUACGCCCGGUUUUUUGCACGGAAAGGGCUCAACAUAGUUAUAAUUGCUCUACCGGACGAAAAACUGGAACGGACAGCUGAGGAAAUCGAAUUAACCUUUCGUGUGCAAGUAAGACGUAUUCCGGCUGACUUUUUCAGAGGAUUUGAACUAAACGACUAUUUAAAACAAGAACUUCACGAUCUGGAUGUGGGAAUACUUGUGAACAACGUAGGAAUGGUCCAUACGGACCCGGCCUACUUUGACACAAACACGCUGAAGAUGCACCAGCAAAUAAUUAACGUAAAUAUCAACGCUGCUGUCAUGUUGAGCCACAUCAUAUUGCCCCGGAUGAAGCAAAAUCAUCGUGGUUUGGUAAUCAACAUCGCUUCGAUGGCCGGACAGGUUCCGAUGCCUUUUUUCCUGAUGUAUUCUGCGACAAAAGCAUUCGUGACAAACUUCAGUGUUGCUUUACAGCAAGAGCUGUCUGUUUUCGGUGUUGAAUGCCAAACCGUCACACCGUGCUUUGUGGCCACUAAUUUGACGGAACGUUUGUCGCUGUAUGCGAUUGUUCGAUUAAUAAGCGCCGAUGUGGAGACGUUUGGAAAAUUUGCUACUAUGACCGUUGGGAAAACGGUUCGCACCACCGGUUACUGGGUGCAUGGCUUGACGGUGACGGCUUUGAAGUUCUUUCCUACUGAAUUGGUGACAAAACCAUUACUUGUGUUAGGAAAAACGAUCGUGGAGAGGAAGAUGAAAAUCUCUACACAUUAAAAAUAUUUGAUUCGUGAGGAUGAAAAUCUGUAUCGGACAAAUUCUUCAAAUACAGGUUCUUUUCUGGCAGUGUAUUUUUUCACUUCAAAAUAAUUAAAAUCACUAACUUUAAAGCAAUGCUUAAUAUGCUUUCAGAACUGUGCACAACCGACUUGUUUAAGUGUUUAAAUCGAAUUCGACGUAUUUGCGAAAUUGCAACACGAAAAGUGUUUAGGGGAGAGUCGGCAUCUUUGGGCUGUUUUGCACUUCACAUUCACUUGUAAAUGUAAAUAAAAUAUUUCUAAACAAUCUAUAUUUCUAUAUAGAUCUAAACAAUUUCUAUAUUUCUAAAGCUUUGUGAUUGCUAAUUGUUACAAUUGAUUAGACUUUGAAUAAUACUGUUCCGUGUAAAGAAAAAAUGAAUUACAUUCUGGCAAUUUAAUGAUAAAAAAUCUUGAAACCAAAACUUUACAUUGUCGUCGCAAAAAUGUGGUUAUUUUUUUUCCCUUUCAAAGUAAUGAAAUAUUUUUGAUGAAAUUUGGAUGGAGUACGAAGAAAAAACUCACCUUACUAGCAGUAAAAAUUCAACUAAAUUCCUUCAAUACUUUUCGAUAACACACGAGUGGCCCAAGGCUGUCGACUACUGUGUAACUAGUUGGUUUCUUUAAUUAGGCAAAGUAGGCUGUAGAAAAAAAAGUACGGGUGUGUAAUGUCAGAGACAUAACUGGAUGUCGUGAAUACGAAUAUGACACGCUUUAUUUAUGCUUCUGAAUUCGAACUGGUAGUUGAUCGAUUGUUUGAAUUGUGCAACUUUCCCCACUUUCAUUACUAGAAAUUUAAACGAUGCGCCUAGACUAAAUUACAGAUUAUUUACAUGAAACAUUCUGAAACGCAAUUAAAUGUUAUGAAAUAAGCAGUAUAGUUCUUUAUAAUAAAAUAUGGUGGCUCUGAAAAGAACUUUUUAUGAAAGCGUUCGCGAUGAAG